Molecule: messenger RNA, 1474 nt
Organism: Prorocentrum cordatum
Lineage: Eukaryota; Dinophyceae; Prorocentrales; Prorocentraceae
Source: the annotation of a GenBank genome assembly
AGCGCUCUGCCACCUCUGCAGAGGGCGCCGCGCGGGGCGCCCGCGCGGCGGGGCCGCUCGCGCGCCAGCCGCGGCGAUGAGCCAGUCGGACCGACUGCUUCUGGAGGACCUCCCUUCGGGUUGUGCCCCACGCUGCACCAGAAGCUGCUCAGCAAGAUCGUUGACGAUCCUGCAGCGCAGGAGUGCACGAGCAGGACAUCCAGGAUUUCGAGGUCAGCCUGCAGCUGUCCUCGAGGGACGGCCUGCUGCUCCUGCGCGCCGCCUACCCGUUCCUGUCGGAGGUCCUGCAGCACGGCUCCGGCGCGCUGCUGGACCUCGUCUGGCGGGGCCUGCCCGUGCAGAGGUCGGCCGACCCAGGCGCGGGGGUGCUGCAGGUGACGCUGGACACGCAGGCCCGAGCGAGCGCGGGAGGGCGCCGAGGCCGCGAAGCGCCAGUGCGCGCGGCUGCUGGCGGCAACGAGGACGGACCUGGCUGCUGAUCGGGCCCCUGGUGGGGCGGCUUCAGUUUCUCAGAGACGCUGCGCAAAGGGCCCGGCAGGCCGCGGCGACGGCCGCCCCCGGCGACGCGGCCGGCGCGGCGGCGAGGGCGCUGGGGCAGCCGCCGCCGGUGGUCUCGCUGCGGGUGCGGCGGCUGGAGACGUGUUGGACCGAGAUUGUCUCGAAGCCGGACCGCGUGCAGGUUAUCUUGUCCAUCCAUCUCGACGACGAGGUCGACGUCGCCCUGGCGCGGGCGUUCUGCCAGGAGAGUUCGCGGAGGCCAACAGGAACCCGCAGGUCGGGUCCCUGCCGUGCACCUUCAACGAGCCCAAGGACUUCGACACGCCCAUCGACCUGCGAGAGCUGGGGUCGUUCCGGCUGCCGAACGUCGGCUUCAUCGCCUUCACCCUGUCCGACCAAAUCGUGGAGUCCGCGACGGAGGAGACAGGCUCCAUUCCCUGGCCCGUCCGGUGAUGACCUUCCGCAACUUCUUCAAUUUCCACCUGAAGCACGCGAAGAGUUACCUCCACUCGAGGCUGAGGAGAGAAGCGGUUGGACGGCUGGCAGCAGCAGCUCAACAAGGCACGCCGGGCACCGCGCAAGGGGAGAAGGUUCGGCGCAUGGCCUCCGGCCGGGAGUUCCGGCCGCCGCCUCGCGGCGAGGCCGCGCCGCCCUGAGGCCGCGUCGCCGAGGCGGCGCGGGCCCUCUGCGGGCCGCCGCCCGGCGGCAAGGCUCCACUCGAGUCCGAAGAUCGACGAGGCGGCUCGCGCAGACGCGGAGGUCCGGACACGCGUGCGGAGAGCUGACGCGCAGGAGGCCGCACACAAAGCGCCCAGCCUUCAGUUCCACGCGGCGAUCGGGGAAAAGGAUCCUCUGGGAUGUCGGGUUCUGAAGGCAUGCGCGCUACAGCUGGCCACGCCUGUGGCCAUGCUGGCGCGCUGCGUUUUGCAUCGCUGCGAAUGACCCGAAUCGUGGGAGCUCCACUGACCGCGCCCGU